AUGCGUUUCAACUCAUCGAGAGCAGCAAUGCCAUCAGGAUCUGGUAUGAGCUUUGGUGGAUAUUCUGGAGGAUCUGGCCUACGUUCCGUUGGAUAUUCUGGAGGAUCUGGUCUACGUUCCGUUGGAUAUUCUGGAGGUUCUGGCUACUCGCCAAUGUCUUUUGGUUCAACUGCGUCUUCUCAACUUCAUCACAAAAAAGAUGGUACAUUGGAUAUGCGGUUUAGUUCUUCGAGAGCUGCUGCUGUCCCUCAGCCAACUUAUGGAAGUCGACCACCAAGUUCUUCUCAGCUUCACCACAAAAAAGAUGGUACAUUGGAUAUGCGCUUUAACUCUUCUAAAGGAGCUACGGCCAGUCAUAGAUCUGGAAACACAUUCUUUGAUCAUGAAAUACCAAAACACGUUCCUGUCACGAAAGCCGGUAUUCCAGAUAUGAGAACAACAGCUGCUAAAGAAUGGGUUAGACAACAAGCUCAAACCGGAGUCCAGGAUGCUCCUUCUUGGUUACCGAGAACUAAAGAUGGUUCUCUUGAUAUUUCAAAACCAGUCACACAAGAAUACUUGAAACACACGGAUGCAGCAUCGACAAAUUAUGUUCCAGAUCAACGGCUAGCGUAUUAUUGUCAAAAACUAGAGGACAUGUUGUUUCGAACACUUGCAAAAGAUGCCAGAGAAGAUGAAGUAGAAAUGCCUCAAUAUGAAAUGUUACCUGAAACAGAAAAUAUUCAACAGCAACUUUGCUCUAGACCGGCCAGAAGUUUUCCUAAACAAGACGACUACUUCGAUUAUUCACCAUAUGAAACGUCAUCUGAAACGCAAGAAACACAACGUCAUUUUCCGUCGAGAUCAACAAGAAGUUCUACGAGACACGAUGAUGAAUAUGAUAUACGUAGCGAAAUUUCUGAAACAGUGACCCUAAUUAACUAUCGUAAUUUAAACAUCGAUUCAAAUGAUAAACUAGGCCAAGGGUCGUUUGGUAUUGUCUAUAAAGGCAUGUGGAAUACUCAAGUUGUCGCAAUAAAACAAUUACAUCUGAACAAGUUGACAAGACAAGAAAAAAAUUCAUUUAUCAAAGAAAUCAAAAUCAUGUCGACAUUAGGUGAACAUCCAAAUCUAGUUUAUCUCUAUGGUUAUACAUUAGAGCCGCUUUGUCUUGUUAUGGAAUAUGUCGAAUUAGGUUCUCUCAGUCAUUUACUUCAUUACUGUGACGAGUCAAGAAUCGAAGCGAAAAUGACGGAUGGAAGAAUAAAGAAGAAACUGAUUCUUGGUGUUGUGCUCGGAAUGGCUCAGUUACAUGCUUUUAACGUUGUUCAUGGAGAUUUGAAACCUCAAAAUAUUUUAAUUUCCAAAGACUACACAGCUAAAGUGACAGACUUUGGCUUUGCGACGCUUCGUGGUAAAACAGCAAGUUCUAUUGCCUCCUCCGCUCUAUCCGAUGAUGGUUCAGCAGUGUGUGGUACCGCAGGCUAUAUGGCUCCUGAACUAUUAGAUAGUUCGAAUCCGCCAGAAUAUUCCUGUGAUGUCUAUUCAUUUGGAGUCAUGUUAAAUGAAAUUAUUCAAGAAGAGGAACCAUAUUCAGAUCAGUUUCGAAAUUUUCUUGGGCGGGGACCAUUUGCCGCCGUAAAUUAUGCUAAACUCGGCAAUCGACCAAAAAUCAAUGCAAGAACGCCUAGCUUCUUGAAGAACUUUAUCGAAAAAUGUUGGAACCGUGAUCCUCGUAGACGUCCAACAUUUCAACAAAUUUUUAAGGAUUUGAAACCAUCCAACGUUAGUUUUCCAGACUCCUUUGAACUGUAA
Didymodactylos carnosus is the source of this 1794-nucleotide messenger RNA. Lineage: Eukaryota; Metazoa; Rotifera; Eurotatoria; Philodinida; Philodinidae. The record is from the annotation of a GenBank genome assembly.